Molecule: messenger RNA, 1644 nt
Organism: Plasmodium inui San Antonio 1
Lineage: Eukaryota; Apicomplexa; Aconoidasida; Haemosporida; Plasmodiidae
Exons: 1
Coding region: 1-1644 (547 amino acids)
Source: RefSeq, a predicted model, not a curated record
AUGAGAAACAGCGUGGGCCUAAUUUUCUGUUUAUUUUUUCUAAACCAAUUUGUAUGGGGGAACAAGGCAGAGACCGUCGACGCCGUCCAGAAUGUGGGGGCCAUAAAUUUGAAGAGGCCUACCUUGGGGAUGGUCCCGAGGGAGAGUCCUGGGGGGGUCGGUCAGGAGGUUAGUGACAGGGUUGCCAAGGAGGGUGUCCUUAGUGAUGACUUACCUGUCGUCACACUAGCCGCGGAAGAAUUGUCACCUGAAGUGGUCACCUCAGAAGAACCCCCCUCAGGUGAUUCUCCAUCCACCCUCGCAGUGGCAACUGAAGAAAACCAGAAUAAAGAAGCAGAGGAGACACUAACCCCAGCCCAUGCACAACCGUGCCCUGCAACCCCCGUCGAAGGUGUUGACGCUUCGGAUUCCGUAGUACCGGAAAAGGAAGGAACGUCCUUAGAACAGCAUCUCCCAGUGGGGACGGAAUGUCAGGACGAGGCCCACCCAGGAUGUUGCAGCGACUGUAGUGAACCUUGCUUACCUGGAUGCACAGAAUAUGAGAGCCAAUGCCCAGAUUGUGAAAGCGAAUGCUCAGAAUCUUGUAACGCUGAUGUUGUAUGUCCAGAGGACUGUUGCGUUGAUGGGAGCUGCAAAACCGCUCCUUGUUCAGGAGGCCCAGCAUGUGACGCAUGCCAGAGGGAAAAUGAAAAUCAGCCGAUAGACAAACCUGUGGAAGCUGGUGCUGCUAAUGCUGCUGGUGCUUCUGGUGCUGCUAAGGCAGCUGGUGCUUCUGGUGCUGCUAAUGCUGCUGGUGCUGCUGGUGCUUCUGGUGCUGCUAAUGCUGCUGGUGCUGCUGGUGCUUCUGGUGCUGCUAAUGCUGCUGGUGCUGCUGGUGCUUCUGGUGCUGCUAAUGCUGCUGGUGCUGCUGGUGCUUCUGGUGCUUCUGGUGCUGCUAAUGCUGCUGGUGCUUCUGAUGCUGCUAAUGCUGCUGGUGCUUCUGGUGUUGCUGGUGUUUCUGAUGGUUCUGGUGCUUCUGGUGCUGCCGAUGGUUCUGGUGUUGCUGGUGUUUCUGAUGGUUCUGGUGCUUCUGAUGGUUCUGGUGCUGUUGGUGGUGGUGCUGCUGCUGGUGGUGGUGCUGCUGCUGGUGGUGGUAAUGGUGCUGAUGCUUCAUCCGAGGAGGAGCAGAAAACCGAACAAAAUAAAGCUCCUUUGGCCAGUGAAGAAGCUGGAGAGAAGAAACAAAAAUCCCCAAUUGAAAACAACUCGAAUGAUGAGGAGGCCGACAAUGUGAUGCGUGAAAUAUUUAAUGAACCAGGAAAAAUUGAUCAUAGCGAAGAAGCCGUUUUGGAAGAAAAGGAGGAGGAAGGCCACGACAUGGUGGAUGAAAAUGGGCAACAAGAGAAGGGAGAAGUGUACGAAGAGGAGCAUACCGAGGAAGUUGCAGACAGUCAAGAGCAUGUCGAGGAACAAGAUGCGGAGUUUCCAUUCAAUGACACCGAAAGAGACAACAUCGCAAUCCGUAAUAUUAAAACAGAAACCGAGAAUUUAGUAGCCGACUUCUUGACCAUGCUGAACGUAGAUGACGGAAUCAGUCAAUCCCUUAAAAUGUUAGUACAAGACAUGGCUCAGUACUUUUUACAUCACUUGGACGCGAAAAAUUAG